Molecule: messenger RNA, 1622 nt
Organism: Pristis pectinata (smalltooth sawfish)
Lineage: Eukaryota; Metazoa; Chordata; Chondrichthyes; Rhinopristiformes; Pristidae
Product: alpha-1,4-N-acetylglucosaminyltransferase-like
Exons: 4
Coding region: 78-614 (178 amino acids)
Biological process (GO): protein O-linked glycosylation
Molecular function (GO): acetylglucosaminyltransferase activity
Source: RefSeq, a predicted model, not a curated record
ACAGACUCACAGAACAGACUCACAGACUCAGCCACAUUGCUACAGGAGCAUUUGAGGAAAUAUCUCAGCUCCCCACCAUGAUCUCCAUGCAGAAGGGAUGUCUCCUUGUCUUAAUAUUUACAAUUGCUGGCGUGAUGUACAGAUGCUGGGAUUUGGACAGAUAUUAUUACUUUCAAAGCUACGUCUUCGGAAUAUCCCAGGUGAUAAACGAUUCUGGUACAGAUGUUUCUGAUCCUGAAACACCAGACACCAAAGCCGGUAUUAUAUUUGUGGAGUCGACUGACAAUGUAGAGCCGACGCCGUUGAUGGUAUGCUCAGUGGAGUCUGCUGCUCGUCUAAACCCAGACAAACCAGUCUACUAUUUCAUGAAGGGGUUCAGUGGCAACUUGAGCCAGUAUCCACAGCCUGAGUACAGAGGCAUCCCUUUGCUCUCCUCAAUGAAGAAUGUUGUCAUUCUACCCUUAAAUCCCACUGAACUGUUUGAAGACACUCCAUUAAAAGGCUGGUAUCAAAAGGUAAAUCCAGAAAAGGAAAGGUAUUGGAUCCACAUACUUGCCGACGGCUGCAGGGAGCCGGAACAUUUUGUGCAUAAGUGGGAGCUGUGGAACAGUUAAGAUAAAGCACGGCCAAUGCACUGACAAGGAGCAAAGUCCAACAUUAGGCGUGAAUGCAUGAGGAACUCUGAAUGAAAUUGAGACACAAGAGAGACCGCAGAUGCUGGAAUAUUGAAUUUUCCAAUAUCAGGGAACACACACUCCCUGUGCUUCUUUCUCUCUCCUUCUGGUUCUCACCCCAACCCUGUCCUCCGCUCCCCCACCCCCCAACACCUGUCACAUAGCCCCACUUGGUUCCAUCUGCAUAUCACGCACCCACACACACACCUUCUGUUUCUGCUGACUCCUUCCCCAAUGUGCUCCAUCUGCCCAUCACCCCUCCCUUAUCUGGUUCCACGUAUCACCUUCCUUACCUGUCAGUUUCCAGCAUCUGCAGCCUCUUGUGUUUCCACAUCACCUGUCAGACUCUGUCUCCAGCUCCACCCUCCCUUCCCUUUAACUGGCUCCAUCUGCCCCUCUUCCUCUCUCCUUAUCUGUCUCGACCUAUCACCCACCAGACACUGAAUCCCAGCUCCACUCUUCCUCCUCCCCCACUUGGCUCCAUCUGCCCAUCAUCUCCCUCUUCACCUGGUUCCACCAAUCGCCUGCCUCAACCUUCCCUCUAAACCCUUUAUACUGGCUACCUCCCUCUCAGUCCUGAUGCAGGGUCAUGACCUAAAAUGCCGACUGUCCUUUUGUCUUCAUAGAUGCUCCUGAAACCUGUUGAGUUCCUCUCGCAGUCUGUUUUUGCUCUAAAUGAAAUUGUUGCCUUAAUAUUACAGGAGGAUGGUCAGAGAAACUUGUUUUGUGAAGUGGUUGAAUACAGGUACGGAGUAGGUUGGGGACACAAGAGAAUGCAGAUACUGGAAUCUGGAGCAAGAAACAUACUGCUGGAAGAACUCAGUGGGCCAGGCAGCAUCUGUGGAGAGAUCUGCCUCCACCGCCUCCUUUCACAGCAUGUUCCAGAACCACUGUCUGUGUCAAAAUUUUUCCCUCAAAUCCCCUUCAAAACUCCAAUCUCUCCCCUGA